Molecule: messenger RNA, 705 nt
Organism: Triticum turgidum subsp. durum (durum wheat)
Lineage: Eukaryota; Viridiplantae; Streptophyta; Magnoliopsida; Poales; Poaceae
Source: the annotation of a GenBank genome assembly
AUGAAAUUCGGAAAGUGGCUCAAGCGGCAGAUCGAGCAGAGCCUCCCGGCGUGGAAGGACGAGUUCCUGAGCUACAACGAGCUCAAGCCCGUCAUCGGCGCCGUCUCGCCGGCCGAGUUCGUCGCCCGCCUCGACGUUGAGAUCGAGAAGAUCAACGCCUUCUUCAUCGAGCAGGAGGAGUUCUUCAUCAUCACACACCGGGAGUUGCAGGGGGCGAUCAGGAGCGCGCUGGAGAGGAAGCCGGCGGUGCCGGCGUCGGCGCACGAGGCGGAGAUCGCGGCGAUCCGGAGGGAGAUCGUCAACUUCCACGGCGAGAUGGUGCUGCUGCUCAACUACAGCAGCGUCAACUACAUCGGCCUGGCCAAGAUCCUCAAGAAGUACGACAAGCGCACGGGCGCCGGGAUCCGGCUCGCCGUGAUCGAGACCGUGCUGGUGCAGCCCUUCUUCACGGCGGAGGCGGUGUCCCUGAUGGUGAGGGAGUGCGAGGCCAUGAUGGAGGCGGUGUUCCCCACGGCGCCCGGCGAGGGGCAGGCGGCGGCGCGGCGGGACCGCGAGGCCCUGGUCGCCGCGGAGCAGAGGAUCUUCCGCAACACCGUGUCGGCGCUCCUGGCCAUGCAGGACGUGCGCAGCGGCAGCUCCACGCGCGGCCGCCACUCGCUGCCGCCGCUCAACCUGCCGGACUCGGACUGGCUCCGCUCCUUCUAG